UCCGGAAGUCGGCGCCGAGGGCUGUGCUGUGGCUGCUGUCGCUGCCUCGGUUUGCUGUGGUGGACGCGGCGGGACUCUGCGAGUUGAAAGGCUGAGACCGGCCGGGGGGCAGGGCCGGGGUUCCCACCACUCUGCAACAUGGAGAUAAUCCGAAGCAAUUUUAAGAGUAAUCUUCACAAAGUGUACCAGGCCAUAGAGGAGGCGGACUUCUUCGCUAUCGAUGGGGAGUUUUCAGGAAUCAGUGAUGGACCCUCAGUGACCACAUUAACUAAUGGUUUUGACACUCCAGAAGAGAGAUAUCAGAAGCUUAAAAAGCAUUCCAUGGACUUUUUGCUGUUUCAGUUUGGCCUUUGCACUUUUAAGUAUGACCACACAGAUUCAAAGUAUAUAACAAAGUCAUUUAACUUCUACGUUUUUCCCAAGCCCUUCAGUAGAUCUUCACCAGAUGUCAAAUUUGUUUGUCAGAGCUCCAGCAUUGACUUCCUAGCGAGCCAAGGAUUUGAUUUUAAUAAAGUUUUUCGCAAUGGAAUUCCAUAUUUAAAUCAGGAAGAAGAAAGACAGUUGAGAGAGCAAUAUGAUGAAAAGCGUUCUCAGGCUAAUGGUGCUGGGGCACUGGCCUAUGCAUCUCCCAACACCUCACAGUGUCCUGUGACAAUUCCCGAAGAUCAGAAGAAUUUUAUUGAGCAAGUUGUAGCGAAAAUAGAAGACUUACUGCAAAGUGAAGAGAACAAGAAUUUGGAUUUAGAGCCAUGUACCGGGUUCCAAAGGAAGCUAAUUUAUCAAACUGUGAGCUGGAAGUAUCCCAAAGGCAUUCAUGUUGAGACUUUAGAAACUGAAAAGAAGGAGCGAUACAUAGUUGUCAGCAAAGUAGAUGAGGAAGAACGCAAGAGAAGGGAGCAACAGAAACAUGCUAAAGAACAGGAGGAGUUGAAUGAUGCUGUGGGAUUCUCAAGGGUCAUUCAUGCCAUCGCUAAUUCUGGGAAGCUCGUUGUGGGACAUAAUAUGCUCCUGGAUGUCAUGCACACGGUCCACCAGUUCUACUGCCCACUGCCUCCGGACUUGAAUGAGUUUAAAGAGAUGACAACGUGUGUAUUCCCCAGGCUCUUGGAUACUAAAUUGAUGGCCAGCACACAGCCUUUUAAGGAAAUCAUUAACAACACAUCCCUUGCAGAGUUGGAAAAGCGGUUAAAAGAGACACCUUUCAAUCCUCCUAAAGUCGAAAGUGCGGAAGGUUUUCCAAGUUAUGACACAGCUUCUGAGCAGCUCCACGAGGCCGGCUACGAUGCUUACAUCACUGGACUGUGCUUUAUCUCCAUGGCUGAUUACCUAGGUUCUUUUCUUGGUCCGCCAAAAAUUCAUGUGUCUGCCAGAUCAAAACUCAUCGAGCCAUUUUUCAACAAACUGUACCUUAUGAGGAUCCUGGACAUCCCCUAUUUAAACCUGGAAGGGCCAGACUUGCAGCCUAAACGUGACCAUGUUCUCCACGUGACAUUUCCUAAGGAGUGGAAAACCAGCGACCUUUACCAACUCUUCAGUGCCUUUGGUAACAUUCACAUAUCCUGGAUUGAUGACACAUCAGCCUUCGUUUCUCUAAGCCAGCCUGACCUAGUUAAGAUUGCUGUGAAUACCAGCAAAUACGCAGAAAGCUAUCGAAUCCAGACCUAUGCCGAGUAUGUGGGGAAGAAGCGGGAAGAGAAGCAAACCAAGAGGAAAUGGACAGAAGACAGCUGGCAGGAGGUAGAGCAGAAGAGACUGGACACGAAAACAUCGUCCCACGAGUUACAGAACCACGACUUCUGCACCAACAGCUUCUCGGCCACCAGCACCAUGGGAGAGAGGACCGCCAGCCCUGGGGCAGGAGAAGCCUGCUCGGAGGACGGAGCGGCCGGCGAGGAAUCUGAGUGCGAGGCUGAGCCCCUCUACGAGGGACGCAAGAAGGCCAAGAAAUUGAAAAGGAUGAAGAAAGAGCUUCCUCGGGCAGGGAGCUGCAUGGACAGCCCGGCCAAGCUCUUUGAAGUUCCUGACACCUGGUAACGAGGCCUGAGGAGGAGCCGCCAGCAAGCCGGGAAGCCAUGCUGCAUUGUGUUACUAAAGCAUGGUGUGGAAGGGGCAAAACCACGAGUGUCUCCCGUUCUUACUUUGGUGGCUGCUGCUUUAUUUCCCCCCCCUCUCAUUUUUAAUCUAAACUAACUGUGGACACACAUCACAACUGUGGGCGGUCGUGAGCGUGGGCAUUACUGUACUAACCCGUUAAUCAUUUUCUGCUCCCAGGAAGCUUUAUGUGGGUUAGCGCGAGAGUAGAGCCCACUUCUGGUGUCUUGGUCGCAGAUUCAGGCCUGAGCUCUCUUCUGCUUAGGGAGAUGCCAGCCCAUCCCCUCCUGUCCCCAUCUGUGGGGCGGUCAGAGGUCAAGGACAAGGCUCCUGAGAGCCUCCCCUUCCCACCAUGGCUGCCUGAAAACAUCAGUCAGGCUUGAUUCCGAUGGGAAUGGUGCAGGGUCUAACCCCAGGGGAGCCGGCGUGGGCCGGGGCCUAUGGGCAUAUUGAUUACCAUUAUUCUCCUGCCAUGCCAGCUUCUCGUGGGAGCAGCCCAGUGGAAACCUAAUGCUAUUAUAAGUAGGUACUGGGCUGGCUCUGCAGCAUCUUCACUGCUGAUCCUUGCUUGGUGUUUGUGUGUGUGUGUGUGUGUGUGUGUGUGUGUGUGU
Messenger RNA from Perognathus longimembris pacificus (Pacific pocket mouse), 2702 nucleotides. It is a transcript of the gene Parn, whose product is annotated as poly(A)-specific ribonuclease. Gene Ontology annotation, cellular component: nucleus; cytoplasm. NCBI's taxonomy places the organism in Eukaryota, Metazoa, Chordata, Mammalia, Rodentia, Heteromyidae. Gene Ontology annotation, molecular function: metal ion binding; poly(A)-specific ribonuclease activity; RNA binding. The record is from RefSeq and is a predicted model, not a curated record. The transcript is spliced from 24 exons. The coding region runs from base 139 to 2034 and encodes 631 amino acids. Gene Ontology annotation, biological process: nuclear-transcribed mRNA poly(A) tail shortening.